AUGAAGGGCAGGCUGGCAGACCUCAAGCGGGCGAACGUGCGGCAGCUGAUCGUCCCCCUGCCGGCGCCGGACGGCGGCGAGGGGGAGUGCGAGUGCCAGGUGGAUCUCUGCGUCAGCGGCAACUGGCGCGGGGUCUAUUCGUUCUUCGAUGCGCGCCCGGUCAUCAGGGCGUCCCAGGCCACGUACCCCAAGACUCUUGGCGAUGCCAUCCUGGGCCGCAAGAGGACGACACUCAAGCGCCUUGCAAGGCUGUACGUGUUCGCGCAGGCACGUCUGGGACCCACGACCGCCGCCGAGUACAAGGCUGCCCUGGACGAGGUCGCUCGAGACGCCGAGUGGGCAGAUGUCGAGGCCUUGCUGAAGCAGCAGCAGCAGCAGCAGCAGCAGCAGCAGCAGCCGCCCGAAGCUGCGGGAGCGGAGGAGGCAGGCCAGGAGCAGCAGCCGCCCGAAGCUGCGGGAGCGGCGGCGGCGGGCCAGGAGCAGCGGCCGCCCGCAGCUGCGGCAGCAGAGGAGGCAGGCCAGCAGCCGCCCGAAGCUGCGGGAGCGGCAGCGGCAGACCAGCAGCAGCCGCCUGCAGCUGCAGAGGCGGCGGCUGCGACCGCAGAGGCGGAUGCGGGAGCGGCGGCGGCAGACCGGGAGCAGCAGCCGGCGGUUGCCGCGCUGCUGGCUACGGCUGCGACAGCGGCGCCGCCCGCAGCUCCCGAUGCGGCGGCGGUAGACCAGGCAGCGGGCCGGAUGCGGGCGGAGGCGGCCGGCGCAGGUGGCCCGGCGGGGUCCGGCCAGGCGCGGUCGAGCGGUCUGGGUCACCAGGAGGCGCCAGGCGAGAGCCGGAAGCGGGGGCGCAAGGACGAGGCCGGUCUCGGCGACGGCGACGGCGACGGCGGCAGCGGCAGCGGCAGCGGCGGCGGCGUCGGGGGCGCCGGCGCUGGCGUGGCGGGCGGCGCUCAGGUGGGGCAGCAGUGUCGGGCAGAGGAGCUGAUCCGCCGCCCCGGGAGGACACGCAUGGAGAUCGACGACGACGGCGGCGGUGCGGCGGCGCAAGACGGAGCGGGCUCGCUCCAACUACAAGUCGACAAACUCUUGGGGCCGGCCACACAGGUGGAACGGACCGUCAUCAACGCGCUGAUGCACCGCCGGUUCCGGCACACCGUCGUCCUGCCCCACCAGCGCGCGCGAGACGGGACCACCGAGGCCGUUGCGAAGGCCCUCAUGCUCCAGCAGCUGGGUGGCGAGGGCAGGAUCGCCGCCAUCUGCCGCCGCGCACCUGGCGCCGCCGCGGGCCAGCUGGUGGAGGCCUUCAACCAGGUGCGCAGAGCGCCGACCGAGCGGCAGGGGGCCAGGAUGCCCGGCGCGGCGCAGUCACGGCUCGGCGGGACCUGA
Messenger RNA from Monoraphidium neglectum, 1380 nucleotides. RefSeq lists its product as hypothetical. Lineage: Eukaryota; Viridiplantae; Chlorophyta; Chlorophyceae; Sphaeropleales; Selenastraceae. Bases 1 to 1380 code for a protein of 459 amino acids. The record is from RefSeq and is a predicted model, not a curated record. The transcript is spliced from 5 exons.